Caenorhabditis auriculariae is the source of this 4719-nucleotide messenger RNA. NCBI's taxonomy places the organism in Eukaryota, Metazoa, Nematoda, Chromadorea, Rhabditida, Rhabditidae. The record is from the annotation of a GenBank genome assembly.
AUGAACAAGCCUCUGGAAAUGCUCCAUGAUUUGCCCUCGAAUUUGCUCCAAGAGGAGAUUGUUGUCAUGGAUUCUGCUACGGUGGAGGUUUUCUUCAAAAAAAAAAUAUUAUUUCAAAAAAAUUUCAGGGUUCAUCUCUUGCUUCUGAAGAAUUUCACGCUUGGCAUGAUGAAGAAGAAGACGACCUUGUUGAAGAAGUUCCCCAAAGGGUUUGUAGCUUCUAAAUCUCAAUUCAAUACUUACUUUUUGAGGUUCAUAUUUUAAAAAAUGCGAAAAAAGAGGAAGUAGAAGAUAUUGAAGAAGUGGAAUACGUUGAAUACGUCGACCCAGCGGAGCAAUCUCCUUCAAAGUCGAAGAAAAAAGGGUGAAUUUUAGAAUAGAGUUUUGAAAAACAGUUAUAAUAUAUUUUGAAGUCGAGAACGUGCGAUGAGACCCGUCACAAUGACGGCCUGCGAAGUUUGUGGCGUCGUUUUGAAACAUCCGUCGAGAAUCGCGGUUUUUCUUCACCGUUCGAAAUGAAAAAUGAUUGAAUUGAAGGAACACAUGCGAACUCACACGGGCGAAAAGCCAUUCGAGUGCGACAUUUGCGGGAAAAGAUUCUCUCAACGGACUCCUAUGGUAAAUUGAAAGGAAAAAGAAGAUAAUUGACGGCGUUUCCCAGGUAAAUCACUACAGGGAACACCUUGGCGACUAUUCCUUCGUCUGUGGUUACGGUUGCGGCAAGAGAUUCGUGAACAAUGCCAGGAAAAAUGCCCACGAAUUGAGGCAUUUGGGUUUGGUGGGUUAUUUUCCUUUCUCGAAGACUAGGGCGCUUUUAAACACUCCUCCAAAGCAUUUCUUCGUUCAAAGAAAAAAGGCCAGAAAAGCCCUAUAAAUUUUGUAUUCCAUUGCUUCGCUGGGUUUCAAACGCAGUCGGCGAAUUUCGAAAUGUUUCUUUCAAGUUCUAGAAGUUCAGACCCGCCAAGGAAGGCCUCGACCUCAUUUGAAGCCCCCAAAACGACUAAUCGACCAGACUUUCGACACGGUUCCGACCUUCUACAUGGCAAAUCUCCAGUCUUCUCUAUCGUUAUUGAAAUAUACCAAACUGAAAGAUGAAUUUUCGCUUUCAGACUUCAACAGGAAGAGAAACAAAUGGUCGAGAUACUCGUCAGUCCGUCGGAAAUGAAUGGAAUGCAACUGGUUCAGGAGGUCGACAGCCCAAAUCGGAAAAGGACGUCAAGUUCGAGGUGGGAAGAAGAACAUGUACCCGAAUAGUUGGAAAUUGAUAAAUCUAGCUCACUUCUCACUUUCAAAGUUUGAAUAUAUUCAAGGAUCUUUCUGAAAAAUACUUGUUUGUAUGUAUAAAAAAAGAAGGCAUCGCAUAUAUAGUUAGGAACGCCACAGUAGUCCCUAGAGGGACAACCUUAAGGGCUCUUGAACUCGGGCGUUCCUAAGUAUUGUUGAUUUUAUCUAAUUAUUCCAAUUUUUUUCGAAAAAACCAACGUUACUUGAAAGAAGAGUGUCAAUUUCAUUUUCCAAAUUUCUUUACGUUUCAAAAAAAUUUUAUUAGCCUCUUUUUGAAUCUUGCUUAUUAAUUACUGCUUGCUUUUUCCUCGUAUCUAAUUCAUAUUGAACAAUGUUUUAAUGGAACGUUAUAGGUUUGAAUUAACAAGGAAUACUAAUAGAUUAAAAAAAAAUUUCGAUUUUUUUUCCAGUUUCUAUGAAUAAAAUUAUUUUAAAGUUAUUUUCGAACUUUCUUCAUGAACUUUCUUCAAGUUUCCUUCAUUUUUGUUGAUUUCUGGCUCAUUUUUGAUUGCGAACCUUUCUCGGCUGUAUUGGAAUUGCUAGAGUAACGAAAAAAAAAGUUUCAAAAUUGAUCAAUUUCAUCCCAAACUUUUCUUCAACAGAGCAUGUUAGAAACCAGAUCAACAGUUAAAAAAAAGUUGAACGAUUGGAAGGUUGAAAUCGACGACCAUAAAAGGACAAUAAAACAGAAAAAAAAAUUAGGUUUUUUGUACUCCGUUUUUUUUCCCAUCUCGAACUUUAAUGAGAGGCCGUUUUUUAAAAAGUCAACUUUCCGUGUGUUUUUCUCAGAAAAAGCCGAUUAUUUUUAUCGCAAGUCGGUAAUUUAAGCGGAUUCCAUUGGAAACUUCGUACUAAUGAAAUCCUCUGGGUCUUGUUUAAAACUGACAUUUUUAGAAUCGAAGAAAUCAUCGCAUCGGUCGUGGCGGGCUGUACUGAGGAACAGCGAGUGAUUGUGGAGAAGCCGGCGAGGAGUUAUAACACGGAAAGAGCCGUCACCUUUGCACAAUGCACCAUUUGUGGCCUCAUGCUCAAACAUCCCAGCAAAAUCAAGGUGAUUUUUGAGACCAGUUAGAAUAUUAGUUUAAAGUAUUUUUUUUCAAGAAAAAUUUCGUUUGAAAAAUUUGAAAAAGUUUGCAGUUAUUUUUUUGGAAAAAAAGUUUUUGGUAAAAAUAGAUUUCUAAAAAAACGUUCUAAACAUACGAAAAAUUUGUAGUUUUUUUAGUCUAGUAAAAUGUAUUAUUUCAAAUUUUCUCUAGUUCUCGAGUUUGAAAAAGCUUUUUCCAUAUGCCCCAAAAACUGAUUCCAUAAUUCGUUUCCAGCAACACAUGAGCUCCCACGAAGGUUUCAAACCGUACAAAUGCGGCGAAUGUGGACAAUCUUUCACGAGGCCAACUUCUUUGAAACUCCAUAUCCGAAGGAAACAUACCGGUUUUCAACUGAAAUAACAACUUCUAAUAUUAUAAAAUACAUUCAGGAGACCGACCGUAUCCUUGUCGAUUCGAAUGCGGAAAGGAAUUCGUCUGCGCGGCGAGCAGGAACGAACACGAAAAGAUUGUCCACGCCGAAGUCAAGAGAUAUCAGUGCAACGUUAAAGGUUCCUUGAAAGAAGAAAAAUCGAAUUGUAGAGAAGUUUUAGGGAUAAAAAAAGCCCUUUUCGGUCGUUUUUUAUGUUAAUCUCUCGCUUUUAAGAGAUCAAAAUAUUAAAUUUUUUAGAACUUUUUUUCAAUUUUCUUUUAGAAAUAUGAGUCUACACGAGAUUUAUGGAAGUUUGAAAACUGAUUUGAAAAAGAAUUUUUAGAAAAAAAGACCUUUUUCUUUUUUUUUUACGUUGUUCUCUCAAUUAAGAGGAUGAGUACUUAUUAAGAAAUCUUACCAGGGAACGUUUUUUACCCCCCGGUUGAACUUUUGCUGAAACUUUGCUGAAGUGUACUCUAGGACCCCCUGAUAGCAGAUCAAGAAAAAAAUUUCUCGCAAUAGAUCUUGUUUCCGAGUUAUGGAGCUUCAAAGUGUGCAAAAUACGCAAAUUAGACCAAAAAAGCGCUAUUUCGGGCUUUUGAAGUGUCCUAACUCGAAAACGAGAUCUAUUGCGAGAAAUUUUCUUUCUGUUCUUUCUUGUUCUGGAAUCAUGGGGUCCUGAAGUACACUUCAGCAAAGUUUCAGCAAAAGUUCAACCGGGGGGUAAAAAAUGUUCCCUAGUUAGUCAAAAUCUUAGGGGCUUUCAGAAUUAUAGUCAAUGUUCCCGACUUGAAAGGCGAAGGAGGCGGGGCAAGGGGCGGGACGCGUAGCGUGUGCGUUCGCGGUUCGUGGCACGAGUUCAAUUUUCAUUUGUCGCCGACUAUUUAAAAAGCUCGGCGACCGCUCUUUUUCAAUGUUUUCUACUAUUUUUUGAUGCACAUAUAAACAUAAUCAAUAAAUAAUUGAAAAAGGAAUGAAAAAGCGAAAAACGGGCUUUUCAAAGAAUAGAUGGCGGUUGAAUUGAACACGUGCCAAGGACCGCGAACGCACACGCUACGCGUCCCGCCCCCUGCCCCGCCUCCCUCGCCUUUCAAGUCGGGAAAAAAAUUGACUAUAGCUUCUGAUUUUUUUUUUCAAUAAAGUUUUCCUUUAAAUACCAUUAAUCUACACGAAUCUUAACAAAAUUUUAAAAAAAAGUUCAAGAGAGGUUUUUUUUUUUUCGUUUUACCUAUUUUUUCCUUCGUUUUUUCGUAUCUUGUUCUCACUUCGAGUAAAUCAGUUUUCGAUUUGAAGCAUCAAAUUUAUAUAUUCUUGUUGAAACAGUUCUCAGAUACUUAUUUUUCCAUUGUGGAGGCUUUUUUAUACCUUACUUGAGGUUUCGAAGUAUAACAAUUUUUCUCUUCUGAUUUUAUAGAAAUCAAAUAAAACGAAUCUGGUGCCUAGAAGUACUCAAACCGUGUGGAUUCGGUUCUUUUCUGAUUCGAAAGAAAGUUUUCCAGGCUGCGAGCGACUUUUCACUCGAAGAGCCUAUUUGAUGAGCCACCGUGCUUCUCAACAUCCCGAUAUUUUCACGAGCAUUUUCGAUCCGGCGGUUUUUUUUCUUGUCAUAUUUUGUAUGGUUAUGAUUUUCUUCAGGCUGUCAUCGCUGAGGAGAAGAAAGAUCUAGAAAAUGCGGUCGCUUUCACUGAACCACCGGUAAAUUUGUCUUUUUUUCGAUUUCUAUCCAGCUUUGAGCUUUUUUCAAAUAAGAAAAUGAAGUUUCAGAUGAGUGGAUAAGUUAAUUUUCAUUCACGGCGAAAUUUUUUUUCAUUUUUUUGAGAUCUUCGUAACGUUUUUUGAUCUAUUAUGGCAAGGCUAAGUGUAUAUAUUAUUUAGGAAACGGAAGUUUCACUGCAGCCGAUGUUCAGCAACGACGUCGACGGCGACAGGUCCACCAACGUCUUCGAGGGGGAAUUCGUCGAUGAAACUGUUCUUGAAUAG